Biomphalaria glabrata is the source of this 2494-nucleotide messenger RNA. Its product is annotated as macrophage-expressed gene 1 protein-like. Bases 125 to 2353 code for a protein of 742 amino acids. The record is from RefSeq and is a predicted model, not a curated record. NCBI's taxonomy places the organism in Eukaryota, Metazoa, Mollusca, Gastropoda, Planorbidae. The transcript has 16 exons.
UUCUUUUUACUUUGUAGUAGCCAAAUAAAAGUUGAAUGAUUAAGGAAAUCGAAUCCUUUCCCACACCAGACUAGAAAGUCAUUGUAUUUGCCAGUCAAUUAAAUGUUUAGAGGCUCAGAUUAAAAUGAAUAAGUUACUACGAUAUGGCUUCAUUACGAUAGCAGUUUUAACCAACAUCCUUGGGACAGCUUUACCAGAAGGGCCUCAUCAAACUAACUACGAUACUUUCAAGUCUGACUGGCCUGUAGGGGACCCACGUAGAUGUCAGGACAAGUCAAGACACAGUCAUUUGGAUGUACAGCGAUUUGAGGUGUUACCAGGUGUGGGUUGGGAUAAUCUCCGUAAUGCAAUCGCUGGGCAAGUUAUCAGCUACAACUUUACUCAAUGCAAGGUGACUGAUGACGGAAACUUCCUGAUACCUGACAACUUAUUCACAGUUCCUCUCAAGACCAGUAGAGUGGAGACAUUUGCUGAGCUGAUAGAGACCUGGCAUAACUCCUCCUCGCUGACAGCAAACACCGUCAACAUAGAGACUGGGAUGUCUUUGGGUUUCGUCUCUGUCAGCGGCAAGUUCUCCUACGAGCACGAAGAACUCAAGUCGAAACAGAUUGAAGACAAGGCCGUGACUGUCCGAGUACAGAUCAGGUACAACAGGUAUGAAGCAAAACUUCAACCAGAUCCAGUCUUAAGUUCACAGUUCAGAAUUCGGUUACUGAAUAUAGCAGCUAGACUUGAGAUGAACCAGACUGAACAAGCCAGAUAUGAAGGACAAUUGCUGGUCAGAGAUUUUGGUACCCAUGUCUUGACAAGUGUUACCGCCGGAGCUGGACUUGUCAAGGAUGAUUACCUCAAGAGUGACUUUGUCUCUUCCAGUAGAGAAUCUAAAACGUCCAUUUUAGUAUCAGCAAGUGCUUCAUUCCUUGGCAUAUUUCAUAUGAGUGCUUCUUAUGGCCAUAAAACAGAUGACAAAGUGAGUGACUCCUACAAUAAAAGUCUGACACAUUCGGUUAUAAGGACACUCGGUGGACCAUUGUAUCGCAUUGGAAACAUGACUCUAGACGAGUGGACUGAAGGUGUUGACAAGAACGUGGUCCCCAUGGAUAGGGCAGGUGAUCCUUUGUACUUCUUGGUCACUCCACAGACCUUGCCGGAAGUAACUCCCACGACAGUUUAUGAAGUAGAAAAGAUUGUACGUGAGUCCAUAGAGCUGUACUAUGAAAUGAAUACUUACAGAGGAUGUACCAAGCUUGGCUCUCCCAAUUUCAGUUUCUCUGCCAACUUUGAUGAUGGUUCGUGUACGGCUCGACCAACUAAUGUCUCAUUUGGAGGUGUAUAUCAAACAUGCUCAGUGUAUGGACUCGAAUAUUUUGACAAAAAAAACCCAUGUGAAAAACUGACCCAAGUCAACCCCAAGACAGGAAGUUAUUCGUGUCCUAAAUCUUACAUGCCUGUAUUGUUACAGAAAGGAUCAAUCAAAUCAUUAUCAUCAUGUCGAAUUGUCUUCUUUCCAAUUCGAUGUAUAAUGCAAUAUGGUGAAGCUGUGUAUUCUACGUACUGGUGUGCGGCGACUGGACAAGUUGAGCCAGACUCUGGCUAUUUGUUUGGUGGCCUGUAUCAAUACACACACGUUAAUCCAGUUACAGGAACAGAGAGCUGCCCACCAACAUUUUAUGCUAUACGUAUACUGUCGGCUUUGACAAUUUGUAUUAGUGAUGACUUUCAACAAAGUAGUGGUAUGGCAGUCCCUUUUGGAGGAUUCUUUUCUUGUAAAGCAGGAAAUGUGCUUUCAGCUGAGAAAUUCAAUUCUGUAGGUUUUCAUGAAAACUUGGCUGCUAAAAAUUCCUUGAAAGUUUUUAUGGCGGGAAAGGUAGACGCCUCAGAACAUUAUCCAAUGAGAUGUCCUGAAGGAUACAGUCAACAUCUUGCCACAGUGGAUGAGGGAUGUUCAAUUCACUACUGCAUUCAGGCAGGAACUCUGGCUGGACCUAACUUACCACCUAUCAGACGACCUCCAUACAUGACCAGGCCAGCCUCACAAAUUGAGAAUGAGUAUAACUUGUUUAUAUUUGACCCAGAAACACAGACAUGGAGAAAGAAUAACAAAGCCUACAACAAUGAGGUCGUGGCUGGUCUUACACCAGGAAUAAUUGCAGUGAUAACAGUGUGUGCUGCCGUGGCUAGUGCGGCUGUAGUGGCUGUCAUUAUCCUGGGUGUGAAACUGCGUAGAGCCAGAGGGUCUAGCAAGUACACACGCAUCAUAGGAGAAUCGAACUACGGUGCCUUGAACGAAGCCUUCAAUGAUGACAAAAACGUGUACCUCGCCACCUUAAUCUGGCGGCGACAAAUUGAAUAGGAAGGUUUUUCCCAGCUGUGAAAUUACAUAUUUAGCUGGCAGACACUUGUUAUUGAGUCGUACUGCCAGAAGUUUCAUGAUCACAUCGAGAGGUCCGUAGCAGUAAACAGCAACAUAUAGCAAGCAGAACGUUGUGGCACU